AUGACUAAUCACACGAACGUGGAAAAUGUUAAGAAAUACGAGAAAGUGAAAUAUUUAGAAUUUGACCUAGUAUAUAAUAAUUACGUUAAGAAGCAUGAUAGAAUAGUUUCCGAGCUAUUAGGGUCAUCUGACAAAUCUACUUUAUCAGAACUUCCGAAAGUUGUUGUUGUCCAACCAGACUUGACUAAAGGAUACGGAAACCGUAUACCUUCAAUGGUUUGUGGGUUUAUAUAUGCACUGAUGUCUGAUAGGUUAUUCUUUAUUGAUGGAUAUGAUAAUUUCACAGAUUAUUACGUGAAAGACUUUGAGCAUGACUGGAAAAUCGUUUCAAAAAUGUAUGAAAACAGUACCAACAGAUAUCUACAUGAUGCUAAUGAUUAUAAUGAUUUUCCGUUGGUUGCGAGAGGAAACUUUAGCAACGAAAAAACAGAUAUUUUAUAUGUUUACGCAUGGGACUACGUAUGCGCUCCAAUAACGUCAAAUCCUCAUUAUAAGAAUUGGUUUGAUAAAAUAAUACCUGAUUAUAGAGUUUUUACGGCAUUCAGCCUGAAAUUAAUAAGAUUGCAUCCAAAUAUUAGCAAACAAGUAGAGACUUUUGCCAACAAUAAUUUUAACAAUUAUAAUAUAGGAAUUCAUUUAAGGGAGAAAAAGACAAUAGAUGAUUUAAUAACGCCCAUAGAUCAUUUUAGUCUGGUAGCGAAAAUGUUGAUAUUGGGAAUGAAAAACACGGACAUAACUAUCUUUGUGACUGCAGAUAGUAAUGAUGGUCGUAAUAAAUUAGUAAAUUUACUUAAUGAAAUGGUUACUUAUAAUAACAAUUCUAUUAAUAUAGUUCAUGCUAAUGAUGAUAUGGAUGCUCAAAAUCCACAUAAUUCGAACACUGGUACGGAAAUAGGCGCUCUUAUCGAUAUGAAGUUGCUUAGUUUAUGUGAUGACCUGGUGAUUACAUAUGCUUCAUCAUUCGGUUUCACUGCAGCAGGGUGGUCCCAAAAAACGUAUCACCGAAGGGGUCCAUUUGUUGUAAUGCCAAUAAAAAACUCGAGCGAUGAUUUUUGGAUUUCGGACAAGGUUUGGGUGUAUGGUGCUACAUCAAGUGAACCUUGCAUGUACCUAAGUAAGUGGGUAAUUGAUAAUGAAGAUGAAGAAACCUCUAGGGCUUUUAG
Molecule: messenger RNA, 1163 nt
Organism: Cetraspora pellucida
Lineage: Eukaryota; Fungi; Glomeromycota; Glomeromycetes; Diversisporales; Gigasporaceae
Source: the annotation of a GenBank genome assembly